CGGGUUGGCAUGCAGCUGUGUUUGACAGGUUACCACCAACCCCAGUUUAGUGCAAUUAAAUGUAAAACAAAAUGCCCAUUUUCGUAAAAGUGCCAAGCGAAGGACUGUCUCCCGAUUGGGCCAUAGUUGAACUACAAGGCGACCUCAAAUCCCACAGCCAAUCCCCGUUCGACGGCCAGUUCAUCGGCGACUUACACUUCACCAAAUCCGGGACACCCGUGCUAAUAAUCGGCCACCACCUCAUGUUCGGCAAAGAAAUGAAAAUGGAAAAACCUCUGGCCCUCUUGGAGAAGAAAACCGACACCGGCGUCGCUUACCACAUCAAAACCAUAAUCACAAAAAAACUCAUUUUCAAAACAAGACCCAAACCCAUCGUCAGUAAUUAACUAAUUUAUUUCCGUAUAUAAAUAAAAAUAAGUUCUAUAAGAA
Messenger RNA from Zophobas morio, 429 nucleotides. RefSeq names its product chromosome transmission fidelity protein 8 homolog. The record is from RefSeq and is a predicted model, not a curated record. Gene Ontology annotation, cellular component: Ctf18 RFC-like complex. Gene Ontology annotation, biological process: mitotic sister chromatid cohesion. Bases 72 to 386 code for a protein of 104 amino acids. Lineage: Eukaryota; Metazoa; Arthropoda; Insecta; Coleoptera; Tenebrionidae. The transcript is spliced from 2 exons.